This is a messenger RNA of Cooperia oncophora, 972 nucleotides long. The record is from the annotation of a GenBank genome assembly. Lineage: Eukaryota; Metazoa; Nematoda; Chromadorea; Rhabditida; Trichostrongylidae.
AUGCAGUGGCUGAUUCUAGCCUCCUUCUGCAUCUUCUCCUGUCUCGCCAACGAGAUAAAAAACGCUACUGCUAAAGGUUCGUACGGUAGUUACGAUCAGCCAAGCUACUCUCCACCCAGCUAUGAUCAGGGAUACGGUAAUGCUCCAUACGGACCGUACAUGGCCUAUCAGUACAUGUCACCGCCACCACCACCACUGGUAGACCGCGACGUCUGUGAUUUGGACGCUUCUGUACUGCUCGUGGUGCACAGCCGUCGAACUCAUCGUGAUCGUCACCAUCCUCCGGGUCAUCCUCCGAUGAACCGCGCUCAUCGAGUCAGGUGCUCCGUCAUCGCAAACUACGACGAGGACUCCUGCAACGCUUGCUGUCAGCAUGCCGCACGUCGUGACAAGAGCAUGCCAAACUCUGCCUUCGUCGGAUUCCUCGCUGUCACUGACGAUUUCGAAGGCCGACGUGACGACAGCCGCGAGCGCGACCAUGACUUCUCCGACGAGGAUAUGGGCCACGCUCGUGUUAAACGCUCACACCCUCACUCUACGAAGGUGAACUACGUCAAGCUUCAUGAGCAAGACUUCGCGCCAAAACCGUACUACAAGAACGUGAAGUGCGUCUGCUGUGCUCCGAAGAGAAGUCUUCCACCACCACCACGAGUCUAUCCAGCACAGCCACUCUACGGACAACCUGUCGCUUCUCAGCCCACCUACCAACAGCCAGUAGUUUCACCGCCUGUCUACCAACAGCCAGUGGCUUCACCGCCUGUCUACCAACAGCCAGUGGCUUCACCGCCUGUCUACCAACAGCCAGCUGCCUCCCAGUCAACCUAUCAACCUGUAGGUCCUCCCGCUCAGGCACCACCUACUCAGGCACCUGCUGUAGAAUACCCAACUGCACCUACGGCACAGGCUCCUCCUCAGUCUGGCUACCAGCAAGCGGCACCACCAGCUCAGAAUCCCGUUCCCUCACCGUACUGA